CUGCGCGCAAAGAAGGCCUGGGAGGUGGCACUGGCGCCGGGCAAGACGCUGCCCAUGCAGAUGUUCAUGGCGUGGAUGUCGGGCAGCGGCGUCUCGAUCUUCAGCAUCAUCAUCAUGGGCAUGAUCUUCAUGACGCCGCUAAAGUCCAUCAUGUCUGUCAAUGCGUCCUUUGCGCCCCUGGAGCGUCUGGGCAAGGGCGGCAAUGUCGCUGUUGACCUGAGCAUGCAGAAGGCUGCCUUCAUUGCUAUCAACAUCGGUGGGGUGCUGUUUGGCGUCUACCGUCUCAGCAUCAUGGGCCUGCUGCCCACCGCUACCUCCGACUGGCUCGCCUUUGUUCCCUUCAAGCACUACCUGGAGCUGUCUGCAUAG
Linderina pennispora is the source of this 369-nucleotide messenger RNA. Its product is annotated as DUF1077-domain-containing protein. Gene Ontology annotation, cellular component: EMC complex. Gene Ontology annotation, biological process: protein folding in endoplasmic reticulum. NCBI's taxonomy places the organism in Eukaryota, Fungi, Kickxellomycota, Kickxellomycetes, Kickxellales, Kickxellaceae. The transcript has a single exon. The record is from RefSeq and is a predicted model, not a curated record. The annotation marks the transcript as partial.